AUGGAGUGGGGCGGCUGCCAGCACGGGAAGCUGUCGUCAGAGGAGACGAAGCAGGGAACGCGUGUGACGAGGUCCAAGUGCGGCCACGCAGUGGGCGGUGUGGCCAUUAAGUCACUUGCGAGGGGCAGUCCUCCGCCUGAGGGGCCGGACUGUCCCUGGUACCGAGGGACGCGGCCGGCCCUGCGUCCGUCCUCGGCUAUGGAGAUCGCAGCGGGGGGAUCCAGCCGGUGGCCGCCGCUCGCGCUCCAGCUCCAGCUGGCGGCGCUGCUGGGGACGCUCGCACCGCAGGGUCCUGAGCCCGGGGUGGCCUCUGCAGGGGUGUGGCUGGGCCACCCGGAUGCGAGGCUUCCUGCCGGGAGCUCAGCCUCACCCUGUUUGCUCAAGGAGGGACUGGAGCUGGCCCAGACGCUCAGGCCCGAGAGCCUCCUGCUGGUGUCCACCCUGGACGGAAGUCUCCAUGCUCUGAGCAAGCAGACAGGGGACUUGAAGUGGACGCUGAAGGACGAUCCCGCCAUCCAAGGCCCUACGUACGUCACAGAAACGGCCUUUCUCUCAGACCCCGCUGAUGGCAGCCUGUACAUCUUGGGGACCCAGAAACAACAGGGACUCAUGGUGCGUUUCCGGGGUGCGUGGGGUGGGAGAGGGCCGGGGCUUCUGUGA
Messenger RNA from Pteropus alecto (black flying fox), 660 nucleotides. RefSeq lists its product as uncharacterized. The transcript is spliced from 6 exons. NCBI's taxonomy places the organism in Eukaryota, Metazoa, Chordata, Mammalia, Chiroptera, Pteropodidae. The coding region runs from base 1 to 660 and encodes 219 amino acids. The record is from RefSeq and is a predicted model, not a curated record.